Messenger RNA from Vigna angularis (adzuki bean), 826 nucleotides. RefSeq lists its product as uncharacterized. The record is from RefSeq and is a predicted model, not a curated record. The coding region runs from base 66 to 737 and encodes 223 amino acids. Gene Ontology annotation, biological process: proteolysis. NCBI's taxonomy places the organism in Eukaryota, Viridiplantae, Streptophyta, Magnoliopsida, Fabales, Fabaceae. The transcript is spliced from 6 exons. Gene Ontology annotation, molecular function: cysteine-type peptidase activity; deNEDDylase activity.
AUUUAUCUGAGGAUGACCCUCUUGGUGCGUUAGACGAGCUCGCUAAAAUCAUUUCAAAUGUGCCGAUGAAUGUACACUGGGAUUCUACUACAUUUGGAAGAGAAACUCAGAUCCCAUUGUACUUGCAUCAUCAAGAUGUUAGGGAGCUUGCGUCGGGUAGAGAAGAAAUUAAUAUUACACUCAUUCAGCUGUGGAUGAUGUAUAUGUCUGAUGUUAGUAACAAGAAGGGGUUCAACGAUGUAUAUGGGUUCAUUGACCCCUCUAUGACUCAUGAAAGAAAUAAAUUUGAUGAUAUCCAGACAUACAUCAGCACCUGUUUUGGAAUGGGGAAGGAGAUAUAUUUUCUCCCUUAUAUACAUGGGUGUCAUUGGCAGCUACUUGUGAUCUCCAUACCGGAGAACACUGCUGUCUGGUUUUGUUCAUUGCAGAAGUCUCCUCCCAGCUCUCUUAGACAUGUAGUAGAUUGUUCCCUUGCAACACAUAUGAUGUUAUCUGGGAGAUCUACUGCUACAGCUAAAAAGCUUGCAUGGGUUGCCCUUAAGUGUAAUAUACAAACGGGGUCAUAUGAAUGUGGUUACUACGUCAUGUUUUGGAUGAUGACCAUUAUUCGUGCACAUUACACCAGUGGAUGGGAAACGAAAUUCAAUAGGACUGCUCCAAUUCCGGAGAAGUCACUUCAACUUGUGAGGAAAGCACUGGCUAAAUAUGUAAUUCAUUUAUAUAAUAGUAUAUACUAGAUAUUAAGAUAUACUAAGUUCUAAGUUUAUGUUUCUAAGUUGUUUGAUGUUUUUCUACAUUAUUAUUAGUUUAACAUUGUACAUUCAGU